Messenger RNA from Girardinichthys multiradiatus, 1333 nucleotides. RefSeq names its product galactose mutarotase (gene galm). Gene Ontology annotation, molecular function: carbohydrate binding; aldose 1-epimerase activity. The coding region runs from base 160 to 1194 and encodes 344 amino acids. The record is from RefSeq and is a predicted model, not a curated record. Lineage: Eukaryota; Metazoa; Chordata; Actinopteri; Cyprinodontiformes; Goodeidae. Gene Ontology annotation, biological process: glucose metabolic process; beta-D-galactose catabolic process via UDP-galactose, Leloir pathway. The transcript is spliced from 9 exons.
UCGGUUGUCUUCAAAGAGCCAAAAGUCACAUCACUGCUUUGAACAGAGAAGCUGAGUUGGUUUGGAACACUCCCCCUGAGUCACGUGACUUCCGCAUUCAUCUGACGUCUCACGCGCUUUCUUCUCGCCUGGACUUGGUGACGUGUUUGUAGACUCAGGAUGACUCAGAUAAACCAUCAGCAGUGGGGACAGGUUCCUGGCCUCGGCAGCGUGGACAUGUGGAUCCUCCAGUCCUCCCAGCUGCGGGUCGAGAUCCUGACCCUGGGUGCCGUUAUAAAGUCUGUGUGCUGCAGAGGGAAACAUGGGCAGAUGGAAGAUGUUGUCCUAGGCUAUGAUGACCUGGAAGGUUAUGUGUCAGAUAAACGGUAUCUGGGUGCCGUUGUGGGUCGCGUGGCAAACAGGGUUGCAAAAGGACGCUUUGUGGUAGAAGGAAAAGAGUACCAGCUAGAUACCAACAAUGGACCAAAUGCACUGCAUGGUGGCCUGCAGGGCUUCAAUAAGGCAAUCUGGCUUGCUACAGAGGUGGAAGGUGGCGUGAUCCUCAGUCUUACGAGUCCAGACAGAGAUCAGGGCUAUCCUGGUGAGGUUCAGAUCUCUGUCUCCUACACUCUACAGGGGGAAAAACUAACUGCUGACUACCGAGCCCGGUCCACCAAAACCACCCCCAUCAACCUCACCAACCACUCCUACUUUAACUUAGCUGGGCAGGGAGCAGCAGAUAUCUAUGAUCAUGAAGUGUCCAUCAAUGCACAGUCUUACUUGCCUGUUGAUGAUACAUCAAUUCCUACAGGAGAGAUCCGGGCUGUGGAGAACACACCUUUUGACCUCCGAUCGCAGGUUCCUGUUAGUGCCCGGCUGAAGGAAGUUCCCGGCCUAGGCUUUGACCACAAUUUCUGCUUGUGUUCCCCCAGAGAUGACUGGAGAGAAAGACAUGCUGCCAGAGUGUUUCACCCACCCAGUGGGCGUGUCCUGGAGGUGUCUACCAGCCAACCAGGUGUCCAGUUCUACACUUCCAAUGUUCUGGAUGGUUCUAUCAGAGGAAAGGGUGGUAUGAUGUAUGGGAAGCACAGCGCUUUUUGUUUGGAGACACAAAACUGGCCUGAUGCUGUUAACCAGGAUUCCUUUCCUGACUGCCUUCUGCGUCCUGGCGAGGAAUACCAUCAUGUCACUCACUUCACCUUCACCACAGUCUGACCGACAGCCAUGAUUCAAAGGGUGAACUGGAAGAGAUAUUUAGGUUAACAUUUGGUUGAUGACUACUGUUGAUGUGAAGUUCUUCAGGAUAAAAUAUAAUAAAGUAAUGGCUACAUAGUUGGUCGUUACUCUUCACAAA